CCUCCCUCCUCCCCUCACUACCAUGUCCAUGCUCGAUGAGCCCGUUCCCCAAGAUGAUCUCAUGCGAGAUCGCACGCGUAUAUUCGAAGAGUUUCUCAUUUCCGAAUCAGCAGUGUACAACUACAGAGACGACAUCGCCCGCCUCCUCCGCACAGAUCAGACUCGCCUCGUCAUCAACAUCGACGACCUCCGCGACUACAACCGCGAAUACGCAGAUGGCCUCCUCAAGCAGCCGGGUGACUUUCUCCCCGCGUUCGACGACGCCCUUUCCGAGAUAGUGAAGCAAGUGCACGACCCCGACAAGCACGACCCCUCCAGCAAGAACUACCGCGUCGGCUUCAGCGGCUCGUUCGGCGACCACCAUGUGAGCCCGCGCACGCUCAAGUCGGAGCACCUGGGCAGGAUGAUCUCGCUCGAGGGCAUCAUCACGCGGUGCUCGCUCGUGCGCCCGAAGCUGCUCAAGUCGGUGCACUACUGCGACGAGACGAGCAUGUUCCACUCGCGCGAGUACCGCGACGCGACGUCGUCGACGUCCAACCUGCCCCCGACGUCGAACGUCACGCCGCAGACGGACGACGAGGGGCGCGCGCUCCAGAUCGAGUAUGGGCUGUGCACGUUCCGCGACCACCAGCGGAUAAGUAUCCAGGAGAUGCCGGAGCGUGCGCCGGCGGGGCAGCUGCCGCGGAGCACUGAUAUUAUCCUGGACGAUGAUCUGGUGGACAAGUGUAAGCCCGGUGACCGGGUGCAGCUCGUCGGUCUGUUCCGCAGCGUGGGCGGCGGCGGCAGCGGUGCUUUCAAGUCCCUCAUCCUCGCCAACAACAUCAACCUCCUCUCGUCCAAAAUCGGCGGCGGAAUCGCACAGACGCCGAUCACAGACACCGACAUUCGGCAGAUCAACCAGCUCGCAAAGCGCGCCGACAUCUUCUCGCUCCUCUCCAAGUCGCUCGCGCCGUCCAUCUUCGGACACGACAAGAUCAAAGAGGCCGUCCUGCUCCUGCUCCUCGGCGGCGCGGAGAAGAACCUGCCGAACGGGACGCACAUCCGCGGCGACAUCAACAUGCUCAUGGUCGGCGACCCGUCCACCGCCAAGUCGCAGAUGCUGCGCUUCAUCCUGGGCACGGCGCCGCUCGCGAUCGCGACGACGGGCCGCGGGAGCUCCGGCGUGGGUCUGACGGCGGCGGUGACGACGGAUCGCGAUACGGGCGAGCGGCGGCUCGAGGCGGGCGCGAUGGUGCUUGCGGACCGCGGGGUGGUGUGUAUCGACGAGUUCGACAAGAUGUCGGAUAUCGAUAGGGUGGCGAUUCACGAGGUGAUGGAGCAGCAGACGGUCACGAUCGCCAAGGCCGGUAUCCACACGAGCUUGAACGCGCGGUGCAGCGUCGUCGCUGCCGCCAACCCCAUCUACGGCCAGUACGACAUCCACAAGGACCCGCACAAGAACAUCGCGCUGCCCGACUCGCUCCUCUCGCGUUUCGACCUGCUCUUCAUCGUGACAGACGACGUCGACGAGACGCGCGACCGGCAGAUCGCAGACCACGUCCUCCGCAUGCACCGCUACGUCCCGCCCGGAGUCGAGGACGGCACGCCCGUCUCAGACAACCUCACACAGCCGCUCGCGAUCGACGGCCCGGGCGUCGCUGCGGCGGCGGCAGCGGCGGACGGCGACGGCGCGGACGCGGGCCCGUUCGAGAAGUUCGAUCCGCUGCUGCACGUAGGGUUUACGCAGCCCAAGUCGCGCACGAGGAGGGGCAGGCAGACCAAGGUCGAGGUGCUGAGUAUCGCGUUUGUGAAGAAGUAUAUUCAGUAUGCGAAGGGGCGGCCCGCGCCCGCGCUGGCCAAGGGCGCGGCGGACUAUAUCGUGAAUGUGUAUGCGAACCUGCGGAACGAGAACGAGGGCCAGGCGAACCAGAAGAGGACCGCGCCGCUCACGGCGCGCACGCUCGAGACGCUCAUCCGGCUGUCCACCGCGCACGCGAAAGCGCGCCUGUCGAACAAGGUCGAGCAGCAGGACGCGAUCGCGGCGGAGGAGAUCAUGCGCUUCGCGCUGUACAAGGAGGUCGCGCGGCGCCAGCGCCGCAAGAAGCGCAAGCCGCACACCGCGAAGGCGGGUGGCGGGGGCAAAGACGGCUCGCAGGACAGCGAGGACGAGAGCGAGGAGGACGAGGACGCCGAUGGGGAGGAGGACACGCAGCCCGCGGCGCCGGAGCGCAUGGGCAUGCCGCAGGCCAAUGGGCUGGCUAGCCAGGACAGCACGCAGGACGCGGCGAUGGACGACGGGCCGUCGUCCGCGGCGCCGGUGGUCCCUCCAGCGGCCGAUGGUUCACUGAGCCAGCAGAGGCUCCAGCUGUUCCGCAGUCGCCUCGCCAACCUGUUCUCCACGCGUCUGCAGGACGAGGAGCAGAUCUUCCUCCGCGAUCUUCUGGAGAUGAUCAACGAGGGUCUGCCCACGGACGCGCUCUUCGGGACCGCCGAGGCAACGGCCGUGUGUCAGGCCAUGUCGGAGGCAGACGAGCUGAUGCUUAGUGAUGGAAUCGUGUACAAGGUUUAAGUAAACUGGGUCCUGCUUGUCUUGGUUUUCUCUGCGUAUCUGAUGCAUUGCUUUCUUGCUGUAACCCGGCGUAGAGUCGCUUUCCCCCCAUAUUGUACACUUACUCAAAAAAAUGUAUACCAAUAAUGUUGCCAGAACCUAUGAACAGGGACAUAACACUGCAGAGCCAGCAGACCAGGACUAAUCCUCACGUAUCCUCAAAAUCGUCUGAAUCUCCUCCAUCUCAAACCCCCCAGACCCCACCUGCGUGACCCCAUCAAUCGCCUCCUUCAGCGCGUCCGCCUCCCCAUACAACGCCUUCUCAACGCGCCCGAAACUCGCGUCGUCCGCAUCGAGCAGACGCCCCGCGACCAGCAGCUUCCCCCACGGCGCCUCCGCGCGCGCGCGCGUCGUGCGCAGCGCGACGAGGCACGUCUCCGCCCACAGCUCGCACUCGGCGUGCAGCGCGUGCGUCUGCGCGCGGGGCAGCGUGCGGUGCUGGCCGCGCGUCAGGCUCGGGCGGUACAGGACCUCGCGCUGGAGAAUGUGCUCGGCGAGGCGCGCGGCGAUGCGCCGGUACACGCGCGUGGUCGUCGCCGGGGGGAGGACGCUCUGCAGUAGCUUGAGGAUGGAGGAGAGGAGCGCGACGGCGGGCAGGAGUGUAGGCGGCACGGUGGUGUUGUCUGUGUCUUCGUGUUGCUGGGAUCCGUCCUUUGGCGUUAUGAUGGCCUGGAUAUGUGGCUUCAGCAGACCUUCGAUCUCGCUGCACGCGUGGCUGACGAGUAUGUCUUCUGCUCGAGAUGCGAGCUUGGAAUACUGGAUGAUCAGCUCCUCAAAGAUGGUUCCUUCCCCUUCGGGAGGUGCCUCGCUGCUUGAAGAAUCUCGUCGUCCAUGCGGGUGGUUUGGAUCGGGCAAGGAUGGAUGUUUCUCAGCGUAUCCGCGAAGGAACGCCCGCCGGUUAAUCUCAGACCAGAGUUCGACGAAGAACAUAUCUUCGCCCCAGCUUUCCAUCGCAGCUUCUAUGUACUUGGCGCUCAAAAGUGCUUUGCAUAGACGCUGGCUGCCUUCUACGCCGCUUGUCAACCGCCUCGUGUCCAUCCUUGGACCAUCCACACCAAGAGCGCCCGGAACAGCACGUAAAAGUGCUGAUGACAAGGUCUCGAAGGCAUCCAGAGACGAAGCUAUACGCGAGUGAU
Messenger RNA from Coniophora puteana RWD-64-598 SS2, 3723 nucleotides. RefSeq names its product ATP dependent DNA helicase. Bases 23 to 2548 code for a protein of 841 amino acids. Gene Ontology annotation, molecular function: single-stranded DNA helicase activity; ATP hydrolysis activity; ATP binding. Gene Ontology annotation, biological process: DNA replication; double-strand break repair via break-induced replication; DNA strand elongation involved in DNA replication. Lineage: Eukaryota; Fungi; Basidiomycota; Agaricomycetes; Boletales; Coniophoraceae. Gene Ontology annotation, cellular component: nucleus; MCM complex. The transcript is spliced from 7 exons. The record is from RefSeq and is a predicted model, not a curated record.